This is a messenger RNA of Malus domestica (apple), 154 nucleotides long. The record is from RefSeq and is a predicted model, not a curated record. Lineage: Eukaryota; Viridiplantae; Streptophyta; Magnoliopsida; Rosales; Rosaceae.
UAAAAUGGCAUCGAGGUGGGGAAUCACCGGCAACAAAGGGCGGUGCUACGAUUUCUGGGUGGACUUCAACGAGUGCAUGUCUCGCUGCCGUGAGCCCAAUGACUGCGUCCUCCUCCGCGAAGACUAUCUCGAGUGCCUCCACCACUCCAAAUAG